Molecule: messenger RNA, 3550 nt
Organism: Capsicum annuum
Lineage: Eukaryota; Viridiplantae; Streptophyta; Magnoliopsida; Solanales; Solanaceae
Product: sister chromatid cohesion protein PDS5 homolog C
Exons: 23
Coding region: 428-3307 (959 amino acids)
Biological process (GO): DNA repair; mitotic sister chromatid cohesion
Cellular component (GO): nucleus; chromatin
Source: RefSeq, a predicted model, not a curated record
UGAAACAAAACCUUUGUGUCUUUGUUCAGUUAGCAAUGCCACGUUGAGUUCCAUUUGUUGAAUGCCAAAAAUAGCAAACCGAACUAAAGCAACAUUAAAAGGACAAACAUCCUGAAAAAAGUUUUAAGGUUUGAGUCCAAAAUUUUAGUGAGAAAGCAAUAAAUGUGAGGGAAUCCAAGUUGAGAUUGCAUAUUUGGAGUGUUUAUUAAUGUCAGUCAAUUUUUUCCCAAUUUUGGUCCUAAAUUUGAGUAUAUAUACAAACCCCACUUUGUAUAAACUCUCACACCAUCAGCAUUUGCUGUCUGAGUUUACCUCUUUUUUUUUUUUUUUCUUUGAGUGUUGUUUAUUUCGGGGGUUUUUGAGAAAGGGAUUUUGAUCAAAGAUUCUUGAGUUUUCGAGGCUGCUUGGAGUGAAUGGUUUUGUGAAAAUGGCUGACUCUCCGUCUUCUUCUUCUUCCCAGAAAGAAAUAGAGGAGGGGCUAAAAGAAUGUGGGAUUAGUCUAAACAAUCUUCCUUCUUCCACUGAAGAACUCAUCACUCUUCUGGAUAAGGUCGAAUCUGUAUUGUUAAAGGUAGGUCAAGCCCCUACCGAUUCAAUAAAAGAUGCCCUUCAACCGGUAAUGAAAGCCAUGGUUGGAGAUGAACUGUUAAAGCACAGUGAUGUGGAUGUCACAGUUUCUGUGGUAUCUUGCAUCAAUGAGCUUGCUAUAAUAUCUGCCCCGCUUCAACCCUAUGAUGAUGUACUAAUGAAGGAAAUUUUCCAACUUACCAUAAGGGCAUUUGAAGAGCUGUCUAAUUCAGGCCGCUCUUAUCAUAAGGCUGUGAAUGUUCUUCGAAGCGUGGCAGAAGUCAAGGCCAGUGUUUUGUUGCUGGACCUUGAAUGUGAUGCACUGGUAAUGGAGAUGUUCGAGAUGUUUCCAAGGAUCAUCAGGCCCGACCAUCCUAAUGUAGUAUUCACAAGCAUGGAAGUAAUCAUGACUCAGCUCAUUGAAGAAAGUGAUGAAAUCAAAAUGGAGCUUCUUCAGCCCCUUCUUGAUAGCCUCAGAAAGGAAAAUCAGAUCUGGUCACCUAUCUCAUCAAAGUUGGGAGAGAAGGUCCUGAAAGAAUGCGCUUCCACCGUUAGACCUUGUCUUCUAGAAGCCCUCAAGUCAGGAACCAUGAAUCUUGAUGAUUACGUUGAUAUAGUUGCCUCAAUAUGCAGAACGCCUGGGGGAGAAGAAAUGAUGGAAAACAAAAAUGCGACUGAUGCUGUGUCUCCUAUAAAAGUUGGUCCAUCUGCUUCUGUUAUCAGUGAGACACUGCCAGAGGAUGGAGCGCCUUUAAAUAACGAUGGCACCUUUUUGAAAACAUUACAGCAUUGCAGUCAUGAUGAACAUAAGGGCACAUCAGGUAGCAAAAGAAAAUCAUGUCAGAGAUCAAGGAAGAGCAGGUCUGUUUUGAAAGGUGCUGUGGACACCACUUCUGGUCUUAACAUUGUGAAAAGAGAAGGGAACUUUACUGAUGCUGAGGAGUCAUCAGUGAAACAAAUUGAUGAAAAGAAACAGAAGAAUGACAGAGCUACAAUUGAGAUUCAUGAUAUAGAGGAAUCGGGAGAUGAGAAAAUUAAACUAGCAUUUGGGGAUGAAAAUCCCUCCAGCGAACUUGCCAAGCCAAAACGCAGGAGGAAGCUUUCUGUGAAAAAGGAUGAGGAUUCAAAAAGGCGUCGCUUCACCAAAAAAUAUGGAGAAGAAAUAGUUGGUACCAGAAUAAGAGUCUGGUGGCCCUUGGACCGAAUGUUCUAUGAGGGUGCAGUUUCUACAUUUGAUCCUGUGAAUAAGAAGCAUCAGAUCACUUAUGAUGAUGGUGAAACGGAAAUCUUGAAUCUGAGUAAGGAACGGUUUGAGAUUCUUGAAGACAAUCCAUCUGACAAGGAGCACGAAGCAGACCUUCAAUGCAAUGCUGUUUCAUCUGUUCCCAGAUCCACGAAGAAGAAAGCAAAAAGAAACUCCUCGAUAAAAAAGAAACCUGGAAUCUCUUCAUCCAAAAGGUCUAAAAAGAAUCCCCAAAAGAGUGACAUUGAGUGCAUGGAUAUUCCAAUUCCAGAUAAGAUGAAUGAUGCUGCUGACGUUGGUUGUGAAACUAGCAGUGGAAAAAAAGAACGUGUGGACAAGGAAGAUAAUGAUAUCAGGCAGAAACAGGGAUCCGAGGCUUACAAAGUUCUCUUAGAGAGAUCAUUGCUUGAAGACCAUCCAUCUGACAAGAAUCGUGAAACAGAUCUUCAAAGCAAUGAUGUUUCAGCUGUUGUAUCCACAGAGAAAGCAAAAAUAAUCUUCUCAAUAAAAAAGAAACCUGGUGUCUCGUCAUCCAAAAGGUCUAAAAGAAAUCCCCAGAAGAGUGAUAUUGUGUCCAUGGAUAUUCCAAUUCCAGAUAAAACGAAUGCUGCUGCUGACAUUGGUUAUGAAACAAGCAGUGGGAAGAAAGAUUCUGUGGACAAGAAAGAUAACGAUAUCUCACAGAAACGGAGGUCCAGGACUCCCAAAAUUGCCGUAGAGAACUCGUUGACUCUUGAAGACCAUCUAUCUGAUAAGUAUGUACAGAAGCAUGAAACAGAUCUUCAAAGCAAUGUUGUUUCAUCUGUUCCAUCCAUGAAGAAGAAAGCAAAAAGGACCACCUCAAUAAAAAAGGAACCCGGGAUCUCGACAUCCAAAAGGUUUAAAAGAAAACCCCAAAAGAGUGACAUUGAAUCCCUGGAUAUUCCAAUUCCAUAUCCGAUGAAUGAUGCUGCUGAUGUUGGUUGCAAAACAAGCAGUGGGGAUAAAGAACAUGUGGAUAAGGAAGAUAAUGAUAUCACACAGAAGCAGAGAUCCAAGACUUGCAAAGCUGCCUUAGAUUGCUCUUUGGCACUUGAAGACCAGCCAUCUGACAAGAAGCCUGAAGCAGAUCUUCAAAGCAAUGAUGUUUCAUCUUCUCUAUCCACGAAGAGGAAAGCAAAAAGAACCUCCUCAAUAAAAAAAGAAUCAGUAUCUUCAUCCAAAAGGUCUAAAAGAAAAGCCCAAAAGAGUGGCAUUGAGUCCCUGGAUGUUUUAAUUCCAGAUGAGGUGAAUGAUGCAUCAGAUGUUGGUUGCAAAAUGAUUGUAUCUUCAUCCAAAAGGUCUAAAAGAAAAGCCCAAAAGAGUGACAUUGAGUCCCUGGAUGUUUUAAUUCCAGAUGAGAUGAAUGAUGCAUCUGCUGUUGGUUGUGAAACAAGCUAUGGGGAUAAAGAACGUCUGGAUAAGGAAGACAACAUGAUCACAGAAGCCGAGUCCAAGACGUUAGAAGUUGUGCCUUAGAGAGAUGCUGGUGAACUCACAAAGUUGUCAUAACGAAGGAAGCUAAAAUAUAAAGAUGAUAAAAGUUUUAUUCGGGAAGAAGACAGUAGUCAUUUUUCAUUACCUGUUUAAAUUUGAAAGUGUUGUAUCAUUAUUGAAUCUCAUAGCUCCUCUUAACUUUGAAAGCUAUGAGACCCUUAGUUAGUUAAAGCGGUUUAUUUGAAUGAAUAGUUGGAGCAUUCCUCCAACUACUUCUUGCUGCUA